AUGAACACACUUGUCCACCUGGAGGGGCAAAGGCCACAACCAAAGACCAGGUGGGUGGAAGAUGCAAUCAUGGAUUGGCUGAGAGAAAAACCAACACUUGGCCCUAUAGCACUACACCAGAAGCUAUUUGACAAAUAUAAGAUGAACAUACCUUAUAUGAGGAUUUUUUAUGCUAAGGAAAUUGCUCUAGACUGCAUUAGUGGUCCAUGGAAUGAUAGUUUUCACUUGCUAUACACCUACAAAGCUGAAGUUGAGAUGGCUAGUCCAGGCAGUGUGGUGGAGAUUGACAAGCACACUGUUCAGUACAAUUACAAAUCAAAGAGGAAGGAGAAGGAAUGCUUCAGGAGGGCGUUUGUAUGUUUCAAGGCUUGUUGGAAAGGGUUCCUAGAUGGCUGCAGGCCAUAUUUGGCUACGGAUGCCAGUGCUUUGAAUGGAAGAUGGAGAGGACAACUUGUAACUGCAUGUGCAGUUGAUGUACACAACUGGCUUUUUCUAGUUGCUUUUGGUGUGUUGGAGGUAGAGUCAGAGGAGAGUUGGAUAUGGUUUUUGCAGAACUUGCGCAACAUUAUUGGUCAUCCACCAGGAUUGGACAUACACAAAGAUGCUUGUAAGGGUUCAGAAACUGCAGUGGAAAUGGUUUUCCCUGGAGUUGAGCAUAGGGAAUGUAUGAGGCACCUAACUGCCAAUUUCACCAAGAAAUUCAGGGAUAAAGUUUAUACUGACAACCUUUGGCCAGCAACAUACACCUGCAGCUUGAGGAAGCAUGAGCACCACGUGAAAGUUUUAUAUGCAGAAAAUGCAUUAGUGGAAGAGUACAUGACUGCCCAUCAUGGGAAGGUUUGGUCAAGGAGCAAGUUCAAUGAGAUUUGCAAGGUAGAUUAUGUUACCAGCAACCUUGCAGAGUGCUUCAAUGCAAGGAUCAAGUCAUUCAAAGGUCUCAUGAUAUAG
Messenger RNA from Brachypodium distachyon (stiff brome), 948 nucleotides. RefSeq lists its product as uncharacterized. Lineage: Eukaryota; Viridiplantae; Streptophyta; Magnoliopsida; Poales; Poaceae. The coding region runs from base 1 to 948 and encodes 315 amino acids. The record is from RefSeq and is a predicted model, not a curated record. The transcript has a single exon.